AUGUCAGAGCCUAACACUACACAGAAUACGAUUCUCAUUCCGCCAGAUCUUUAUUAUAAAGAGUACUGGCUAAAUACCAGCUUUCAGGAUUGGUCUAUUGAGUCGUUCGAUAUGUUUUGGAUCCAACAAAAUCCAACUUUCCAUCAAAGGCAAGAUCGAGCCCAUACUUCGUUAGAAGGAAUGUCAGGCAAGACUGUUUGUCAGCAUUUAACUACGCCCCUCGGUGUUUCCGAGGAAGGUUGGGUGCUUCCUAACCUGAUGGGGAAGAGAAGCGCGAUGGCUUCACUCAUCGUGAUUCUUUCGCGUGUUUAUGUUGACCGGGUGUACUACGCCCCUCGGUGCUUCCGAGGAAG
Molecule: messenger RNA, 353 nt
Organism: Ambispora gerdemannii
Lineage: Eukaryota; Fungi; Glomeromycota; Glomeromycetes; Archaeosporales; Ambisporaceae
Source: the annotation of a GenBank genome assembly